Messenger RNA from Myotis davidii, 1966 nucleotides. It is a transcript of the gene VASP, whose product is annotated as vasodilator-stimulated phosphoprotein. The transcript is spliced from 15 exons. Lineage: Eukaryota; Metazoa; Chordata; Mammalia; Chiroptera; Vespertilionidae. Gene Ontology annotation, molecular function: actin binding; profilin binding; SH3 domain binding. The record is from RefSeq and is a predicted model, not a curated record. Gene Ontology annotation, biological process: positive regulation of actin filament polymerization; actin cytoskeleton organization; axon guidance. Gene Ontology annotation, cellular component: cytoskeleton. Bases 14 to 1162 code for a protein of 382 amino acids.
CUGCGGAGCAGCCAUGAGCGAGACGGUCAUCUGCUCCAGCCGGGCCACUGUGAUGCUCUAUGACGACGGCAACAAGCGGUGGCUGCCUGCGGGCACGGGCCCCCAGACCUUCAGCCGGGUCCAGAUCUACCACAACCCCACGGCCAACUCCUUCCGGGUGGUCGGCCGGAAGAUGCAGCCGGACCAGCAGGUGGUCAUCAACUGCGCCAUCAUCCGGGGUCUCAAGUAUAACCAGGCCACCCCCAACUUCCACCAGUGGCGGGACGCCCGCCAGGUCUGGGGCCUCAACUUUGGCAGCAAGGAGGACGCCGCACAGUUCGCCGCGAGCAUGGCCAGUGCCCUGGAGGCGUUGGAAGGUCAGAAACAGUGGGCAGAGGGGCCCCUGAGCCCUGCCGCGGCACCGCCCUCCUGGUCGGCCCAGAACGGCCCCGCCCCCGAGGAGGCGGAGCUUCAGAAAAGGCAGCCAGAGCACCUGGAGCGCCGGGUCUCCAAUGCAGGAGCCCCACCUGCUCCCCCAGCUGGGGGACCGCCUCCACCUCCAGGACCUCCUCCGCCUCCGGGUCCCCCCCCACCCUCUGGUCUGCCCCCCUCGGGGGUCUCCGCUGUAGGGCAUGGAGCAGGGGGAGGCCCACCCCCUCCACCCCCUCUCCCCACAGCAGCUGGCCCCAGUGGUGGAGGGACUGGGGCCGCCGGCCUGGCUGCAGCCAUUGCCGGAGCCAAGCUCAGGAAAGUCAGCAAGCAGGAGGAGGCCUCAGGGGGGCCCGCAGCCCCCAAAGCUGAGAGCAGUCGAAGCACAGGGGGCGGGCUCAUGGAGGAGAUGAACGCCAUGCUGGCCCGGAGAAGGAAAGCCACACUAGUUGGGGAGAAACCCCCCAAGGAUGAAUCUGCCAAUCAGGAGGAGCCAGAGGCCAGAGUCCCAGCCCAAAGCGAACCUGUGCGGAGACCCUGGGAGAAGAACAGCACAACCUUGCCAAGGAUGAAGUCGUCGCCUUCAGUGACCACUUCCGAGGCCCACCCCGCCACACCCAGCUCCGGGGACGAGUCAGACCUGGAGAGGGUGAAACAGGAGUUUCUGGAAGAGGUGAGGAAGGAGUUGCAGAAAGUGAAAGAAGAAAUAAUUGAAGCCUUUGUCCAGGAGCUGAGGAAGAGGGGUUCCCCCUGACCACGGGGCCCCAGAAGACCCCGUUUCUCCCUUCCGCACACCUUGCCUGUCACCCUGCUUUCCCUGCCUCGACUUGACUUGGAAUUGGCUGAAGACGACACAGGAACGCGUCCUCCCCCUCCUCAUCCCACUUGGAAAAUUCCAAGGGGGUGUGGCUCCUGCCAUGCCCACUCCUAUACUGGCUGCUGAUUGGCUGGGGAGGCCCCCACCCUUUGCUCCCUUUGGUCCUUCCCCUCGGCCAUCCCCUUGGGGCAGGCUCCUCUGCUGGGAUGUGCCCAGUGACCCCACAGGGGACGGAAGGAGGGAAUGGCACAUUCCCUUGUUCUAGAUUUCACUUUAUCGCUUAAUGCCUUCAAAUUUUUGUUUUUUAAGGAAAAAAAAUUAUAUAUAUAUAUAUAUAUUUAGGUUUUGGGGGGAAGGGAAAUUUUUUUCUCUUUGGUUUUGAUAAAAUGGGGAGUUUUUAAAUGCUUUAGCCCCGGGCUUGUCGGAUUCGGGGCAGCUAUUUAAGGGGGGUGUCCCACCAGGCUGGGGGCAUCUCCCCUCACCCCAGGGAACAUCCCUUCUCUCCGGCUCCUUCCCCUUUUCUAUGAGGAAUUAAGAUGCUGUAACUUUUUGGAACCUCAGUUUUUUGGUUUUUUAUUUGGGUAGGUUUUGGGGUCCGGGCCAUUUUUACCCCUUAGGGAAAAUAAGAUGAGGGAGACAGGAAAAGGGGAGGAAAGCUUUCCUCCCUUCUCCCGCCUUCACCUUCAGCUUCUUGAAAAUGGGCCCCCGCGGAAUAAAUCUGCCAGUUUUUAUAAAUGCUAA